AUGGAGGGCUACGGCGGCGCGUCAACGCUGAACGGAAUGUACUUUGCUAAGAUUGUGCAAGAUACGCUGCCAUCACUGGCAGCUGUCUAUUUUUUCGGUGCCUAUUUCAUAACUAUCGUCUUUCCUCCUGGUAGCGAGAAAAAUAGUGCCAGGCCGUCUCGUCGUUCAAAUGUGGUCAUCGGGUUUUUGAUAUCGACUGUCUUUCUGACUUAUAUCGCGGACUCGAUAAACCUGCUAUCUUCCACCUUUGAAGGUGACGGCGUUGUCUUUCCAAAGGGCCGAAUUCUAUUCGAGUUGUCGUCAGGGCUGCUCUGGUUUACAACAAUAUUGCUGUACUCGGACAAACUGCCACAGCCGGUGUCAUACCCUUUCUAUGGCCAGUGGAUCAUAUAUCUCGUAUCAGAGAUUUUCCUGCUGCUAUGUCCUGGAGUUAUUUAUGCUCGAGCAAACAUUAUCAGCAUACUAUGUCAAACGUUGAGAGUCAUUACCCUAUCACUACUUAUUUGUGCUGCGUUUGGCCCUCGGGUCCUUCCAGGCAAGAAUACAAAACUCGACGAGGAAAAUUCACCUUUACUUGCACAUGAGCAGCCACUUGUUGCAGAUCCGGGUGUCACCGGUGCCCGCGUAAAUGGGGCCGCAUAUGGGUCGUGUGACUCGGACACAUCGAACAACCAGUCAUCAAAAGACAAGCCGAAGGACCUCAAGGCCAAUGUCGAUGUUGGUGAUGGUGAAGAUAAUGAGAAAAAAGGAGGCAUCUGGUCGUCUAUGAAGGACUUACGGGAGCUUGCGCCGUUCUUCUGGCCUUCAGGGAGGCCACGUCUUCAACUCCUUUUCGGAGGAAUGAUCCUCUGCCUGAUAGCUGAGAGAGCAGUCAACCUUUUGAUCCCUAUCCAACUAGGGCUAAUAACUGAUAUCCUCAGCAAACCCCAAGGUGGACGGUUACCCUGGGAGCAAAUAUUAAUCUUCGCUGCGCUUCGUCUUCUCGACUCCAGUGGAGGGUUACCGGCGUUGAGAAGGUUUAUGUGUAUGCCAGUUGAUGAUUUCUCAUACCUGAAGCUGAGUACAACAGCAUUCAACCAUGUUAUGUCACUAUCUUGUGACUUCCAUGACAAUAAACACUCAGGAAGGUUAUGGACGGCAGUCAUUCGAGGACAGUCUGUAAAGGAUGUUAUCCACAGCAUCCUCUUCCUCGUCGCCCCAAUGAUCAUAGAUCUCGUGUUAGCUGUUGGCGUGCUUUACUACGUCUUUGAUGGCUAUAUGGCACUUGAUGUUGCGACGGUGAUGGUACUCUUCCUGUGGUCCUCUAGUAAACUCGUCGCGAAACAGAAGGAUAAGCGACGAGAGUGGAACGAGGCUCGAGGAGCAGAAUUUACUGCUCUAUGUGAGUCGACAGAAAACUGGCGCACUGUUUCUUAUUUCAGCCGAGUUCCCUAUGAGAUAUCACGCUACUUGUCACUGGUACAGGCUCAACUGAAAGCCCGAUUCAAAUUUCGAUUUUGGGACCAUAUGGAGAAUGCGUCCCAAUCGGCCUUGCUGAUAUGCGGACUAACCGCUGCUUGUUUUAUGGCAGCAUAUCAUGUUUCCACAGGAGAGAAGCCGAUUGGAAGUUUUGUUAUGCUACUGAGUUACUGGGCUCAGUUAUCCAGCCCUUUACAAUUUAUCGCCAAUGGGUUUGGGGAAAUGGCUCGUGACUUGGUCGACGUCGAGGAAUUCCUCUCAAUUUUACGCCAACAGCCCACCGUCCAGAACGCUCCCGAUGCAAAUCCUCUGAAAUUUGAAUCUGGUAACAUCAAAUUUACUGAUGUCAAUUUUUCAUAUGAUGGAAAGAGAGGAGUACUCCGAAAUAUCAACUUUCAAGCCAAAGCAGGCGGUACUACUGCAUUAGUUGGUCAGACUGGUGGAGGAAAGUCAACAAUCCUGAAGUUGAUAUUCAGAUUUUAUGAUCCCACUCAAGGCAUGGUGGAGAUUGAUGGCCAGGAUGUAUCUGGUGUUUCUCUGGAAACUCUUCGGGAAGGUAUUGGCGUGGUCCCACAGGAUCCAACACUUUUCAAUGCGUCAAUUAUGAACAACCUACGUUACGGAAAGUUGGAUGCUACCGAUGAGGAGGUAAUGGAAGCUUGCAAAGCAGUUGCUCUUCAUGACAGAUUUAUGAGCCUGACGGAUGGGUAUGACACCUUGGUUGGCGAAAGGGGUAUGAGAUUAUCUGGUGGAGAACUGCAGCGUGUUGCCAUUGCACAGGCUAUUUUGAAGAACCCCAGAAUUGUUCUUCUAGACGAGGCUACAAGCAGUGUGGAUAGUGAAACAGAGGCAGUGGUUCAAGAGAGUCUGAAAAAACUCACCGCAGGCCGAACCACACUUGUUAUUGCACAUCGACUCUCCACAAUUGUCAACGCAGAUAGGAUUGUUGUCAUAAACAAUGGCGAGAUUGUUGAACAGGGAACCCACGCCGAACUACUACAGAAUCACGGAUAUUACCACCGCCUAUGUUUCCGCCAGGGAUUUUUAGAAGCAAGUGAAUCUGAUAGUGGCACGCCAUUCUCAGAGACUACUUGUUCCUGCCAUCAGUAUCCAUCGAACGGGGAGAGGUCAUGGAAACCAGAUGCACCUGAAUUUAUUCCAAAGACAUAUAAAGCGCCAGGAGUGAAUCAGCCCCAAUUCCCAUUAAGCGACUGUGAUCAAAACAGGCUACGACCAGAAGACAAAGGAUUCUCAGAGUCAACUGUUGAUAUUUACGAAACAGAAACGGAUGACAGCUUUCACAUCGAAACAGGACCUGAAAAGGAAAACCUUCAAGUAAAAUUUGCAACAGGACGCACCACGAACACCAAUGGUUGCGAUCAGACUUUAAAAGACAAUAUUAGACGGAGUCACGACGAAGCUAAGCUGUUUUAUCCCACUACGAACCAGAAUGCUAGGGGAAAUUCCUUGGGCUUUGACGAGGGAUACGAUGCUACGGCUGCCGAAGGAACCGCUGUUUCAAAACGUGACGCACAGGAUAAUUUCCGCAGAGGAUUAUCAAAGAGCGAGCCCUCGAACCUGGCAAGGGAAAGUAGUAUGGAUGAAGAUGAGGACUCCGGUGACUGGCAGACUGUUGGCACCAAAGCGACAAACACCCUAUGCCCGAAUAAAGCACAAAGUAGAAGCUCAGCACGUCCUCGUCGUCCUCGUCGCAGAAACCGGAAAGGAAUAGAGAGCUAUCAAAGAACGGGAGUUCAGCCCUGA
Messenger RNA from Nannizzia gypsea CBS 118893, 3222 nucleotides. Its product is annotated as heavy metal tolerance protein. Gene Ontology annotation, molecular function: ABC-type transporter activity; ATP binding; ATP hydrolysis activity. The record is from RefSeq and is a predicted model, not a curated record. Lineage: Eukaryota; Fungi; Ascomycota; Eurotiomycetes; Onygenales; Arthrodermataceae. Gene Ontology annotation, cellular component: membrane. Bases 1 to 3222 code for a protein of 1073 amino acids. The transcript is spliced from 6 exons. Gene Ontology annotation, biological process: transmembrane transport.